CAUCACCACCGAAAAACGGUAAAACGCACCGCAGGUAGUAAACAACAUCAAAACAACGUGUUUCGUGCUGGUCCAGAGCGGUAUUUUUCCUGUUAAUUUAGUGCAUAAAUCGAAACAUUUAGCUACAGCUUUACUCGAUAGUAACGAGUAUGUCGACAGGUAGAAUAAAAAAGCCGAUGACCCGCCGGGGCAAACGGGUACUGGAUGGCCGGGAACCGAAAACAAUCGAAAAUCCUAAAAAGACGCUCAUCAUGGAGGGUCGCAAAUGUUCCAACGAGGUACGGCAGGCCCUGAAGGAUUUGCACCUCUUCAAGAAACCGCUCGUUAGCUUGAUGCGUCGGAACAACGACGUGACGAUGUUCGAGGAUGCCACACCAUUGGAGCAGCUCGCAAAAUCAAACGACUGCCACCUGUUCAUAUUCGGGUCAUCCUCCAAGAAACGUCCGAAUAAUCUGAUUUUGGGCCGAAUCUACGAUGAGCAGGUACUGGACAUGUUCGAAUUGGGUAUCAAGCAGUAUAAAAGCCUACAGGAGUUUAAAAACGAGAAAAUAUCGGCCUUCGUCAAACCGGUCAUCAUAUUCAACGGCUACAAAUGGAAGCUAACCGAGGAGCUACGCCGCUUGCGAAGCCUGCUGCUGGACAUGUUUCGAAUCGAAACGAUUGACUCGAUCCGACUGCAGGGUCUGGAACAUGUGCUAAGUUUCACCAUUACAGAAGAUUUGACCGUCAUGAUGCGUUCUUAUCGGAUGCAAUUGAAGAAAAGUGGGCAACGGACGCCGCGUAUCGAGCUUACCGAAAUGGGUCCAUCGAUGGAUUUGACCAUCCGAAGGACGAAGAUCGCUUCGGAUGAUCUGUACGCGAGAUCGCUCAAGCAGCCGGCUAUCUUGAAGGUUGCCAAACGGAAGAAUAUCAGCCGCGAUGAGCUGGGUAACGUUCACGGAAGAGUGCACGUGGGCAAACAGAAGAUCAACGAUAUCCAGACGCGUAAGAUGAAAGGUCUGCGAAAAACGUCCGAAGAGAAGAAAGCCGAGCGGAGCAAAAAGAAGGCAGCCCGUGCUGCGGAGUCCGAUGUCGAUAAUGCCUCCGAUUACGACGAUGUGGGUGGUGGAAGUGAUGGCGAACGCGGUGGAAUGGAUGUGGAUGAUGAUGAGUGAUGCGAGGUUCAAAUUUUUGUAGUUUUAUAUAAAUAAAUAUAAAGGACCAUAUUCGGAA
Molecule: messenger RNA, 1212 nt
Organism: Uranotaenia lowii
Lineage: Eukaryota; Metazoa; Arthropoda; Insecta; Diptera; Culicidae
Gene: Non3
Product: ribosome production factor 2 homolog
Exons: 3
Coding region: 150-1154 (334 amino acids)
Biological process (GO): maturation of LSU-rRNA from tricistronic rRNA transcript (SSU-rRNA, 5.8S rRNA, LSU-rRNA); ribosomal large subunit assembly
Cellular component (GO): nucleolus
Molecular function (GO): rRNA binding
Source: RefSeq, a predicted model, not a curated record